CAGCCUGUUGGGUGAAACAAAUUUUGCGUGUUAAUAUCGAAAACCACGGUUUUUUCGGUUCCCGUUUAAAAUAAAGCUUCAAGGUGUCGGUGUCAAGUAGCGUUCUACCAGGAGCGAUCACCAUGAAGAUACUCGCUCCCCGCGAUGGGCCGGACAUCGCACCGAUCGAAUCCGCUGGUGAAUGGCACAGCGCCACAUUCUGGAUCCUGGUGCUGGGUGCCGCAGCAGUCGUCGCUUCCAUUAUCGCCGCUUUCGGGUGUUGGGUGGCUCGCCGCCGCGCCGCACUUGCUCACAAACUUGGAGGGAAGCGAGGUCCGGACAAGGCGUUAGUAUUUCAGCCGCCACGCCGUGCAACCGCUGUAAGGUCCCCUGGUUCAGCCACACAUUAUCUGCGCAAGUCGCCAUCACCAACCGCUACUGCCCCACAACCAGUCGCAUCGCCGCCGCAACCUCAGCCACCAAACAACCCGCCGUCUGGAGCAAACAGUCCGCACACUCCAACUGCUCCGGAGCCAGCCCCACUGAGCAAGGAACUCGCGGAUGCCAAUGCCACUGAGAAACCCAAGCCGAUCGAACCUGAGCCAGCAACCGACGGAAAACUUGGUGACUUGCACUUUAAAUUGCGUUAUGAAAAUGAGAAGAGCGCCCUCGUGGUUUCGGUGGUGUCGUGCCAAGGUCUCCCAGGCCGCGAGCCCACUGGGCCUGACCCCUAUGUCAAGCUGCAACUGCUCCCGGACAAACAACACAAAGUUAAGACCAGGGUGGUGCGCAAGACCCGAUGCCCCGUGUACGAUGAGGACUUUACAUUUUACGGCAUCGCGCCUCACCAGCUCUCCGCUAUCACUCUUCACUUCGUCGUCUUGAGCUUUGAUAGAUACUCUCGUGAUGAGAUAAUCGGUGAAGUGGUUUCUCCGCUGUCGACACUGCAGCUGCACAGUGGUGAGGCCAUGGCUCUCUGCAGGGAGAUACAGCCCAGGAGCCUGAAGAUGCGCAGCGUUGGUCGUGGGGAAGUGCUGGUAUCCCUGUGCUGGCAGCCGGCCGCUGCGCGCCUCACCGUGGUGCUGCUGAAGGCACGUAAUCUACCCAAGAUGGAUGUCACCGGCCUAGCUGACCCAUAUGUGAAGAUGUACCUGCUAUACAACGGACAGCGCAUCGCGAAGAAGAAGACACACGUGAAGAAGCGCACUCUCAACCCGGUGUUCAACGAGUCGUUUGUGUUUGAAGUGCCGGCAGCUCCCAACGUCACGCUCGACCACGUGUCACUCGAGUUACUCGUUUUGGACUGGGACCGCGUAACCAAGAACGAGGUGAUCGGCCGCCUGGAGUUGGGGGCCGAGGGCGCGGGCAGUGCGCGACACCACUGGCGCGAGGUGCAGGCCGCCCCGCGCCGUCAGAUCGCGGACUGGCACAAACUGAAAGAGUGAGCCGAGCUUAUUCCCACUUCGCCCGUACCACCCAUACCCACGCAUCCUCCCCCCGCCCACACAAGGUACCCCCUAGCGCUGCGGCCCUCGAGUCUACCUCUGAUCUUCUCCAAAUAUCUGGGGCCGUCUAAUGUUGUGGUCUAAGUAACUGCCGCAACAGUCUGCAUCAGUUAUUGAAACAUUUCUAUUCGCGUUUUGCAUCUCUAUUUUAUUAGAAUCCGGGUACGCAUCUCGCCAGCUCACCUCGAAGGGUAUAGCCCGAGAAAGUGCUUGAACUUCUAGUUCAAAAAGGCUCGGUGCUGGGUAUGUUUGCGUCAUUAACGAUCCAAGGCUGCCUCGCGAGAAAACAACAGGGCUUAGAAUGUUUUAGUGUGAUAUCGUCCGCCAUUUUUAUUUAUUCAAAAAUAGUGGCAAUGCGACAAAAUGUAAACUGGCAUCAAUAUAAACU
Messenger RNA from Pararge aegeria (speckled wood butterfly), 1872 nucleotides. It is a transcript of the gene Syt4, whose product is annotated as synaptotagmin-4. The record is from RefSeq and is a predicted model, not a curated record. Gene Ontology annotation, cellular component: membrane; axon; synapse. The coding region runs from base 123 to 1424 and encodes 433 amino acids. The transcript is spliced from 10 exons. Lineage: Eukaryota; Metazoa; Arthropoda; Insecta; Lepidoptera; Nymphalidae. Gene Ontology annotation, molecular function: SNARE binding; phosphatidylserine binding; clathrin binding. Gene Ontology annotation, biological process: regulation of calcium ion-dependent exocytosis; cellular response to calcium ion; regulation of dopamine secretion.